Messenger RNA from Homalodisca vitripennis (glassy-winged sharpshooter), 1871 nucleotides. RefSeq names its product chitooligosaccharidolytic beta-N-acetylglucosaminidase-like. Gene Ontology annotation, molecular function: beta-N-acetylhexosaminidase activity. The coding region runs from base 1 to 1605 and encodes 534 amino acids. The record is from RefSeq and is a predicted model, not a curated record. Lineage: Eukaryota; Metazoa; Arthropoda; Insecta; Hemiptera; Cicadellidae. The transcript is spliced from 8 exons. Gene Ontology annotation, biological process: glycosaminoglycan metabolic process; ganglioside catabolic process; carbohydrate metabolic process. Gene Ontology annotation, cellular component: membrane.
AUGUCCCCACUACUCACAAUGCCACCUCGAAAUGACAAGGUGAUAAGUUUGGACCCGGCAAGCGUGCAGUUCGACUUCACCGGUGUCGCAGACCUGAGCAGGUACGAUGUGAAGGAGUUUGUGCACUCCGCCGGUGACCUGUUUGUGGCCAACGUGCAAGCCUUGUGUGGCGGCAACUGUUCUGAUACCUCGGAGACCUCGGUCACCGUCCACGUCGCGACCUCAAGCGGCGACCUCACCCUCAACUGGCUCACCGACGAGAGCUAUUCUCUGGAGGUCAACACCAGAGACAACAGAGUGGACGUGCACAUACAAGCGGAGACCGUGUACGGAGCUAGACAUGGUUUGGAGACUCUCACACAGCUGACGGCUGCCACAGACACUGAUGACCUUUACGGCUAUCAGCUGGUCAUAGUCACCACAGCCAAGGUUAGUGACAAGCCUAAACACCCCCAUCGCGGCCUGCUGUUGGAUUCCGCUAGGAACUACUUGCCUCUGAGAACAAUACUAAGGACUAUAGACGCCAUGGCAUCCUGCAAACUGAAUGUCUUCCACUGGCAUAUUACAGACAGCCAUAGUUUUCCUAUCUACAUGCCCACACUUUUUAUGCUGGCCAAGUACGGAGCCUACUCGGAGACAGAGGUGUACACGAUGGAGGACAUCAAGGCGGUGGUGGACUACGCGAGGGUGCGGGGGGUAAGGAUGAUCAUGGAAUUGGACAUGCCUGCUCACGCAGGAAACGGCUGGCAGUGGGCUCCGGCCGCAGCCCAAGGGAAUAUAACCGUCUGUGUCAACAAAGAGCCCUGGAAUCAGUACUGCCUACAACCCCCUUGCGGACAACUCAAUCCUGCCAACCGCUACCUGUACGGCGUACUGGGCAAGUUGUUCCAGGAGCUGCUGGAAGUACUACCGCCGGGUGAGGCUAUCCACAUGGGCGGAGAUGAGGUGUACUUCCCCUGCUGGAACCAGACACAAGAAAUAACGGACUGGAUGUUGUCCCGGGGACUGGACCUAUCAGAGUCUUCCUUCCUCCAGAUCUGGGGGGAGUUCCACAAGAAGGUGUUGGACCAGUGGGACUUGGAAAUCGGCCAUAAGAAGACCCCCGUCCUGCUGUGGACCAGUCAUCUGACCAACAUCAAUAUAAUAGAGCGUUAUCUCGACAAGGACAGGUUUGUGAUAGAGUCAUGGACUGACUCCAUGGACCCUCUCCCUACCCAACUGAUGGACAAGGGGUACCGAGUGAUCAUGGCCACGAGAGACGCCUGGUACCUGGACCACGGGUUCUGGGGCCGCACCCAGUACCACAGCUGGAGGCGAGCUUACGACAACCGUCUGCCGCAGGGCCGUAACAUGCUGGGGGGCGAGGUGGCCAUGUGGGGGGAGUUGGUGGACGACCACAAUUUGGACGCUAAGGUCUGGCCGAGAGCGACUGCUGCUGCCGAGCGUCUCUGGUCUGACCCCACCACCACCAACAGGUUGGCGGAGGAUCGGUUGGUGGAGCAGCGGGACAGGUUGGUGAAACGGGGGCUCCAACCUGAGGCUAUCCAACCCCGGUGGUGUGCUCAGAACCAGGGUGGAUGUUACGGUUCCGCCAACAACUCAUGACACCUCUCACUUAGCGUAGAUCCUUGCCCACAGACAGUUCGAGCUGACUGUGAUAUGUCCUGAGUGAAUUGCAUAGUUGUGGGGACAGAUGAAACUACCAUAUUGUAGCGCUGUACGUUCGAUGAUGUAAACAUAAAUUUGACACCAUCCAUGAUGAGUUGUAAGUUGUAUAGGCUGUGAUAUAAUAGUAAAAUAUUUAAAAACUUUGUAGUUUGAAAUUUGUUGCUGUUUUCUUUGUUUUUACUGAAUGAAAAUAAAUUACUAUU